Terrapene triunguis (Three-toed box turtle) is the source of this 4612-nucleotide messenger RNA. RefSeq names its product WD repeat domain 75 (gene WDR75). The record is from RefSeq and is a predicted model, not a curated record. The coding region runs from base 20 to 2527 and encodes 835 amino acids. Gene Ontology annotation, biological process: positive regulation of rRNA processing; positive regulation of transcription by RNA polymerase I. The transcript is spliced from 21 exons. NCBI's taxonomy places the organism in Eukaryota, Metazoa, Chordata, Testudines, Emydidae. Gene Ontology annotation, cellular component: nucleolus. Gene Ontology annotation, molecular function: RNA binding; protein binding.
AAGGUCUCGCAGCGGGAAGAUGGUGGCGCAGCAGCCGCUCCGCGUGGUGCGCUGCGGCGGUAGCAAGUUGAGCGGCGCCAGAGCGGCGUUCUCUGCCGAUGCCAAAUACCUUUUAUGUGCCUCAGGAGACUAUGUGAAAGUGUAUAGCACGGCUACAGAAGAAUGUGUACACAUCCUGCAGGGUCACACAAACCUGGUGACAGGAAUUCAACUUAACCCCCAAAACCACAUGCAGCUGUAUUCUUGCUCUCUAGAUGGCACCAUUAAACUCUGGGACUUCACAGAUGGAAUUCUCAUUAAAACUUUUGUUGUUGGAUACAAACUUUUUGCAUUCUAUACGCUUGCUGGUUCUGAGGAUUCAGUGUUCAUUAUAAUUCCAAAGAAAAAUGAAGAUUCCUUAGAUUCGUUCCAGCUUGUUUCUGUGAAACUACCAAAAACACCAGACCAAGAAGUGGAAGCCAAGGAGCUGUCUUUGAUUUUGGAUGAUAUAGGCCAGUCGCCCAAAUGUACUGCGUUUGGAAGAGAAGGUGAAUAUGUGGCAUCAGUGCGUGGCCUUCAUCUCCUUGUUUAUUUUUUCAAAAAGAAAAAGGUUAACAGGUUUCCUUUAAGUGCAACAAGUAGAAAAGGCGCAAACAACUAUUUCACUUGUGUAGCCUGUCACCCUAAGGAAGACUGUAUAGCAAGUGGACAUAAAGAUGGCAAGAUUCGUCUCUGGAGAAAUUUUAACCACAAAAGAGAAUACACUUUCUCCACACUGCACUGGCACCAUGAUGUAGUGAUGGAUCUAGCUUUCUCUGUAGAGGGCACCAGCCUGCUGAGUGGUGGGGUUGAGUCUGUACUGGUUCAGUGGCGUGAUGGAUCAGAUUGUAAGAAGGAAUUCCUGCCCCGUUUGGGAUCUACUAUUGAACACAUCUCAGCCUCACCGGAUGGAACUUUCUAUUGUACCUCUCACACAGAAAACAAAAUAACAAUCAUACAUAGCAACCUGAGCGUUUCUGCCGUAAUUCAAGGAUUAGUCAAAGGCAGUGAUGUCAAGACUGGUUUGGUGGUUGAUCCUAGAACUAAAGCUUUGGUUCUGAAUGGAAAACCUGGUCAUCUGCAGUUCUAUUGUCUCCAAACUGACAAACAGUUGUACAAUCUCGAUAUCGUGCAGCAGGAAUACAUCCAUCAAAUAGGUCUAAACCAGGUUGACUUGGUGAAGGUUGCAUUUAGUGCUCAAGGCAGCUGGUUAGCGACAGUGGAACAGCGAGAAGAAAAAGAAACCGAACUUGAAUUACAGAUGAAACUGUGGAACUAUGAUGAGCAAACACAAAGCUUUACUCUGAACACCAGAAUAAACAAUCCACAUGAGGAUCAUGUAACAGCUCUGUGUUUCCGUGACACAGAUGAAUUGGAAGAUGGAACUCCUACCUUGGUAACAGCUGGCAACGAUGGUCGAUUUAAAGUCUGGGUGUUGGUGGAUGACUCUGACUCAGAGAAACAAAGUAUGGGAUGGAGCUGUGAUUUUGUGGGCAGCUAUCACAACUAUCCAGCUACUAACUGCUGUUUCUCAGAAGAUGGCUCUUUGCUUGCUGUUAGCUUUGAAGAAACAGUCACUGUGUGGAACUCGGAUACCUGGGAUCUUAUAUGCACUUUUUGUCAUCCACCUGGAAGAAUACAGAACUUGUGUUUUGGGAGACUAAGUUGUUCCAAAUACCUUCUUGGCACUACCGAUAAUGGCUUUCUGUGUUGCUGGAACCUGCUCAGUUGUGCAUUGGAAUGGAGUGCCCAGCUCAACGUCAUGGUGCUGCAACCUGACUCCCUUUCAGAAAACAUUGCUGCAGUCUCACGGCUCUUGGAAGGCUCAGACUUGUUUGUAUUUAAGCCAAAUGAGCCAAGGCCAUUCUGUAUCCAGAGAAAUGUCUGUAGAGAGAGAGUCCAGUGGGCUGUCUUCAUUCCAAGAGAUGUGCCUGAAUCAAUUGGCUCAGAAAAACACCAGUGGUUAAGCAGAUCUCAGCUUUACUUCCUGACUGAAACACAGGAUCUACUGACAUUUAGCACAAAGUCCACAGAAGAAAGGCUUACACCAUCAAGCAAACAGCUGGCAGUAGAGGAGAGUCUCCCUAUGACCCCCUUUUAUUUGCUAUUGGGAAAGCACAGGCAUCAGCAACGAUCCAAAGAGAAUGCAGAUCUUGGCACAGCAGUUGUCCAGAGUCACUUAGCCCAAGAUUCACCUGCAAUCAAAGAGCUCCUACACACUCCUGCACAUGUGUUGCCAUCUGCUUCUUUCCUGUGUUCCAUUUUUAUCAAUUCAAUGCUGAUAUCCAAGGAGAAUAAAAGUGCCGGAGAAGUGGUUGAUGAAGUUGAAAUGGACAGUGAAAAAGCAGAGGAUGAAUCAGAUGAGGAUUUAGAGCUUACUGAGAUGGAGCAAGAUAUAAAUCCUACAGAGUUUUUGGGUGAAAUUACCCAAACUAAACUGUCUAAAUCUCAGGAAAAACAACUGCGAAAGAUAAGAAGAAUGGACUACAGUUGGGUAGCUGCUCUCUAGAUACAUCAAGACAUGUUGCAUUUUAUAUUUUCUUAUGAACUUAAAUAUUAUGUUAAUGGAUUAAAUACUGUGUUCUACCAAAAAGCUCUCUUUCAAUCCUUUGUCAUAAGUUUUUCUUAUUGGAUUCUAAUAUUUGAUGUAAAAGGUAUUAUUUCAAAGCAAGUAUUUUGCAGUUUUAAUAUAUUUUAGUUAAGAAAGGAAGACUGGUUUUGGGACUAAAGCACAGGAUCUGGGUUUUGUCCCCACUCUGUCUCAAACACACUGUUACCUCAAACAACUGUUAACCUCUGUUGUUUAUUCUCCAACCUGUAAAAUGUAGAUGAUGGGCUUGAUUCAAUUCUGUAUUAUAUUGGCUGGUGCCCUCAAAUAUCUAAGGCACAAGAAAGUCUCUGAAAGUCCCAGAACCACUGCUCUGUCAGGGAUGGCCUACAGAGGGCCCAAAAGUGGGCAGUAUUGAUCACAAAGGGACAGGCAGCUUUUCCAACCAGGAUUUCUAUAGACUCUGAACCUUACUUCAUAGCAGCUGCUGCUAUUUAUCUUGUAGCUCCUGGAAACCCCAAUUAAGGAUCAAGGUCCUAUUGUGAUAGGCUAUGUACAAGCAAGUAACAUAGAAGACAGUCCCAGCUGCAGAGAACAUACAAUCUGGGUGGUGGACAGGAUGUGGCAGAUGGACAAAACACAACAAGGUGGGAGAAGGAGGUAACUAACAGUUUAGCAGACAAGCAGACAUCUCAGCCAGCCACUCCACAGGCAGUGCAAACCCUGACUGUCCUAAUCCCCCAGAAAUAGCAGCUUACCUGCCCCAUCACCACCACUUCCCUUUGUCAGCAUGGGUGAAUGCAGCCUAAUACCUCACAGGUUUGAAAUACCUCACUGACAUUUGUUGAGCACUGAGAGAUCUUUGGAUAUAAGGUGCUUCAGAUGUUGAAAGUAUUUGUGCAUCAAUACUGUCUAAUGUAACAUUUCAAAAAUUCCAGUUGCCUGAACUUCACCACUUAAAAAGAAACACAGCAUCGGUUCUGGAAGGGCAAUGAACCCUUUAAUGGGCUUUUGGUACAUAAAUGAAGCAAAGAAUAAUAGUCAAAGAAUAAUUUUUAAAAUCUUUUUAACCACUUACAUAAUGGGCAUUUUGUUGCUCAGCUCCCAACUACCACUGUUUUAUCACCAGUGUUAAAAUCAGUGUUAGCUUCCUCAUCCCCCGUCCCCCGCUAAUAUAAACAUGCCCUUAAUUAUUUCAAUGUAGAGUGUAGAAAGGUUUUUUGAAAAGCUUCCUUUCUUGAGCUCUAAACAAAGGUAUCCAGAACCAUUUGGCUGAGUAUAUCACUUCCAUUUCACUAAAACACAGCUGUUCUUGUUUUACAGUCAAUUUAUAGUAUUGACUUUUGAAUUUUAUUAGCAAUUUAUCCAUCACUCAGAUCUGUUAAUUAGACUUGAACAGUUCAAAGCAGGAACCACAAAUGCUCAAAGAUUAUCUAGAGUGUGGUGCUUAAGUAGCUUUAUCAGCGUAAAUCUAGUAAUGACGUGACUUUGUAUUCUGAAAUCAUCAGUGGAAAAAAAUUGCUCAGCACUUUUUGCUGAUCUGCCCAAUGUAUAAAAAUGUCAAGGAGAAAUUUUCUACGUGGAGCUCUAAUGGAAUUCCAGAAGGUUCCAGAAGUAUCCAGAGCAUCACGCAAGGUGACAGUGACCAAGGCAGCAUUCAACCCUCUUCCACACAGAUGGUCAGACUGAACCAGCGUGUUGGAGACUUCCUCUUUUCUGCCAUCUGUGUAUAAGAAAAUAAAGGAAGAGAAUACACAAUACUGAAGUAUGACUUUUUUAGAGUAUCAUUUAUUCUGCUCUAUUGUUACAAAUAGUGUGGAUGUUCUUGCGUAUUGAAGUUUUGCACACAUCAUAAUAGAAAAUAUAUGUACUGUAAUGCUACAGAAGGAAUACAGAUAAACAGUAACAGGAAACUUCAUUAUUACUGUGUUUGAGAAACUGAUAGAUUGCCCAAGAGUUGAAGGAAAGAACAAUUGUUGGGAAAUGUAAUACAGUCUGUCUGCUUUAACUGCCCAUCAAGCUUAUUUACUGUGGGGUAUUUUUUCA